This is a messenger RNA of Notolabrus celidotus (New Zealand spotty), 7563 nucleotides long. RefSeq names its product dipeptidyl aminopeptidase-like protein 6. The transcript has 26 exons. The record is from RefSeq and is a predicted model, not a curated record. Gene Ontology annotation, biological process: proteolysis. Gene Ontology annotation, molecular function: serine-type peptidase activity; dipeptidyl-peptidase activity. The coding region runs from base 931 to 3480 and encodes 849 amino acids. Lineage: Eukaryota; Metazoa; Chordata; Actinopteri; Labriformes; Labridae.
UCUUUGGAACACAUAAGAAUUUGACAUGCAUGUGCCUCACUCUAUAAGAAACACAAACCUCCUUAAUUACUCUCUGUAUUGUAAAUUUUCACCUGUGAGCAGCAGUUGGAGUGUAAGAUUGUGUCAAUAUGAACAACAUAUGAGUAUCACUUGUCAUCCGCCCCCUGCAACCUUGAAAGAGAGAGAGAAAGACUAGUAGAUUAAAUCUCAGAAUGAUGUCAGACAGAUUAAUCUGUUUAUUUCAUGGUCCAUCUGAACCAUCUCUCCCCAAACGGUGCCACUUCUUGUCUUCUCCCUCCACAUGGGGGCACUGUUGCUCUGUUCUGCUCUGUUCCCUGCAUGCCUCCUCAUGGACCCAAAUGGAGGCAAAGACAGGAAACUAAUAGAGACACUUUGGGCUCGCUGUAUCUGCAAAGUCAUGAUAAGUUUCCUUCCUCAGACCUGUGUGGUAUCUCAUCUUGUUCCCGUUGUGUCGCUCUUGCAGCUGUUGGCUUACAUCACCGGGUCUGUGUUUGGUGCGCGUAAAGGCGAGGACCUCUGAGUCCCUGAGCGUUUAUCAGCGGUCACUUUCCCUUCUUUCCACGAGGGAGGGAGACGACUGAGGUGCUGCUUUCUACCUUCUGUCAGAUCCGGAUCAGGAGUGCUGCGUGUUCAUCCUCCACAAACCAGGUCUCGUUUGUCUUUGCGUCAAGUUGGAAAGUGUGUAAACCUCGUCGCUGCAGCAUCGGUGAGCCUGGAAGUACGUGACGUGAAUCCUGAGCGCAACUCGGAGUGGUUUCUGUUGUUUUUUUUCUCAACUCGAGCAUCAUCUAAUCGAAUUACCGUUACCAGUACUCACUGUCCUCCUCAGACUUGGACUUUUCUUCUUUUUUUUUUUUUGCAUUUAUUGAUUUACAUUUUCCAAGUUCUCCUUUUUGACACAUUGUCGAAAUGGCGUCACUGUACCAGAGAUUCACCGGCAAGAUCAACACGAAUAACUCGUUCCCGAAGCCUCCAGAGGCGAGCCAUCUCCUCGGGCAAGGUGUGGAGGGGGAGAGGCCGGCGGAAGGCACGCGUCCCCGGCUCCAGCAGUCCUAUCGGGGACACAGCGAGGACGAGGACGAGCUGGUGGGCAGUAACCCUCCGCAGAGGAACUGGAAGGGAAUAGCGAUCGCCCUUCUUGUCAUUCUGGUCAUCUGCUCACUGAUCGUCACCUCCGUCAUCCUGUUGACACCAGGAGAAGACGACCGCCUGGCUCUGAAGGGGAAGGUGACGGUUGGAGACCUGUUCAGAAAAGACUUCAAGGUUCACGACCCCAACGCCAAAUGGAUCAGCAGUAAUGAGCUGCUGUACCGCAAUCAUGAAGGCGAUGUCGUCAAGUUUAACGUGGAAACGCAUGAAAACACCAUCCUGGUGCAUAACAAGAAGUUUGAAAUGUACAAAGCCAGCAAGUAUGAGGUGUCUCCUGACAUGAAGCAUGUGCUGCUGGCCUACAACGUUGCACCGGUGUACCAGUAUUCAUACACGGCUUUCUACAUCAUCUGCAGCCUGGAGACUCCGGAGACGUGGAACUUGAACCCUCCAGAGGUGCGAAAUGCUCAGCUGCAGUACGCUGGCUGGGGACCGCAGGGACAGCAACUGAUCUUCAUUUUCGAGAACAACAUCUACUAUCGCUCUACUGUGGAGAGCCGCUCCAUUCGUCUGGUGUCUACAGGCAAGGAGGGUGUCAUCUUCAAUGGGCUCAGUGAUUGGCUGUAUGAAGAGGAGAUUUUUCAGUCCCACAUUGCCCAUUGGUGGUCUCCAGAUGGUGCCAGGUUAGCAUACGCCACCAUCAAUGACAGCCUGGUGCCCAGGAUGGAGCUGCCCAUGUUCACAGGAACACCCUACCCAAUGGGGAAAGAGUACCACUACCCUAAGGCCGGCGAGGAGAACCCGCUCAUCACUCUGUAUGUUGUAAACCUGAACGGCCCUCUUCACACCAUCGAGAUGAGGAGACCUGAUGAUCCCAGGAUCGGUGAGUACUAUGUGACCAUGGUGAAAUGGGCGACCACGACUAAGCUGGCCAUCAACUGGCUGAACAGAGCUCAGAACAUCUCCAUUCUCACGCUGUGUGAGGCCACGACGGGAGUUUGCACCAAGAAACAUGAGGAUGAAAGUGAAGGAUGGCUGCACAGACAGAAUGAGAAGCCGCUGUUUUCCAAAGAUGGCCUCAAGCUUUUCUUCACUCGCGCCAUCCCUCAAGGAGGAAGGGGCAAGUUCUUCCACAUCUCCAUGUCCAUCUCUCAGCCCAACACCAGCACAGACACUCUGCAGUCCAUCACGUCUGGGGACUGGGACGUCACCCAAGUCCUGGCCUACAACGAGGACAGCCAGUUGAUAUACUUUCUGAGCACUGAAGACGGUCCAAAGAGAAGACAUUUGUACAGUGCGGACACAUUUGGUUCAUUCAACCGUCGCUGUCUGUCCUGCGCCCUGUCCGAUAGCUGUGGCUACAUCAGCGGCUCCUUCAGCCACAACAUGAGCUUCUUCCUGCUCAACUGCCAAGGCCGGGACAUCCCGUUUGUUUCUGUGUACAAGACCCAGAGAGACGAGGAGAGUGAGACGCAGCACAGAGAGAAUAUUUCAGAGGUGCACAAACUUGAGACCAAUGAGAAGCUGAGGAGGGCCCUGGACUCCAUGCAGAUGCCCAAAGUGGAGUACAAGGAAAUCCUCAUGGACGACUACACUUUGUCUCUUCAGAUCCUCAAACCUGCCAGCUUCAUGGAGACAUCGCACUAUCCACUCCUCCUGCUCAUUGAUGGGACACCUGGUGGCCAGAUGGUGUCGGAGCGCUUUCACAUGGACUGGGCCACAGUGCUGGUGAGCAGCUUCGGAGCCAUCGUGGUGCGAUGCGACGGGCGAGGGAGCGGCUUCCAGGGAACGAACCUGCUGCACCGCAUCCAGAAGAAGCUGGGCGUGUACGAGGAGCUGGACCAGAAGGAUGCACUCAAUUUUCUUUUGAAAGAGCCUUACAUCGACAAAACACGAGUGGGAGCUUUUGGGAAGGUGUAUGGAGGCUAUGUCACCAGCCUCUUGGUUAGCGGUGAGGAAUCCCCCGUAAAGUGUGGAGCUGUUCUCUCGCCUAUCACCGACUUUGAAUUAUACGCCUCUGCCUUUUCAGAGAGAUAUCUCGGACUGCCAAAACCCGAUCCAAGGGCGUACACGAUGGCAAACUUAGCACACAGAGCAUCUCAGUUCAUGGAGAAGAAGUUUCUCAUUAUCCAUCCAACAGCUGAUGAAAAAGUCCAUUUCCAGCACACAGCGAAAUUCAUCUCCCAGCUCAUCAAUGAAAAAGCCAACUACACCCUACAGAUCUACCCAGAUGAAGGCCACUUCAUCCACAAUGAAGCAACAAGGCAGCACCUCAGCCAGUCCCUGGUGAACUUCUUCGAGGAGUGCUUCAGGCUACCAGAGAUCGUGUUCGAGGAGGCGCUGGAGGAGGAGAGCGAGGACGAGGGUUAGCUCAGCCUCCCGAGGCUCCUGUGCCCUGAAAUCCCUCCUACUCAUCUGUUCAAUUUACCUUUGCCUCCAUCCUGUCUCUGUGCUCAAGCGCACAACACCGGCAUACCACAAUAUGCAACUCUCACCUGUUGUUGCUCAGUUUGAUUUGGUUUGCAUUUGGACUCCCUGUGUCCGCAUGCUGAACCUGAGACUGCCUUUCUAGCAGACGACGAUCUACUUCUUCAUCCAUCCCCUCCCCCGCCGCCUCAUCCUCUGCCCCUGAGUUCAGACGUACAGGCCCCUGCAGAGAGCCGAUAAAGACUGAAGAGCCAACGUGAUGUUUUGGAAUAUACUGAUUGUAAAAACAUGGCGGUCUCCUCCACAGCGGGAUGGACCAGCUGAGGAGGAAGCAUCAGCUCUCACACAGACAUUGCAGCUGUGAGGGGGAAAAACCUUAUAGCACAUGACUCGUGGGCUUGUAAAUAAAUGAGAAUCAGACUCCUGGUGAAAAACACUGGCUGCCGGUGUUCAAACUGCGUGUCUGGAAAUGUGGGAAUACAGGAAAUGUAACUAUUUUUAAAGUCGUGAAGAACUUUCAUGUUGGACUGUGGUUGUGUCUAUUGUUCUUACAGUAUGUAAAAUAGCACACAAACAUUCACUCGGCUCUUACGGAUAUACAGUAUUUUUAUUUCAGUGUUCGUUCGCCCUGGUGUUGGUUUCAUCUCGUAGCUUUUUUUUAAUUUGAUUUUCAGAUAUCCUGAAAUGAUUCUGUGACUGGCAAACUGUUUAGAAGACAAAAAUAUGUCACGUUUCUUCAUGUUCAUUUUUUAGACAUUUUAACUGAGAAGCUCCUGUGAUAUCAAAAUGUCUUCUCUUCAUCACCUUCUUGUGUUAGUCACUGUGCCUUACUUUGUCAGAAAACACCCUGCUGCAGGUCCAAGCUUGUGAAGUACAACGUUGCUGAUUUUAUAGAGAUAGUUUGACAUUUUGGGAACUGGGAGUAUUUGCUUUGGGGUCGACUGAUAAGAAGUUUGUACACUCUUUCAGCCAGCUAGCAGCUAGCUAGCUCGUAGGGUUGCCACCUUGGGUUUGUGAAAACAAGGGACACUCGACAAAUUGUUUGGGGCGGAGGGCUCGGCCACUAUUACCAGUUCAGACCAAGCGGCAACCUCCGGUCUCAAACUAUGACGCCCAUGCGGAAGUGUUAUAAACUGCAAUUCAUUGAGUAUCCACUUGAGGCUGGCUGCAGAAACACAGGAAACCACAUACACACCAAUUAAAAAAAGACGAUCUUUGCAGCAUUAAUAAACAUGUUUACAGCCUGGUUAAAAAAAAACAGCUUGGCUCUAUGUAGCUAAUCUCUCUAUCGGCACACACUGUACGGGGGGUGAAUUUUUUUCUAACGCGACGGUUCAGAAGAUAUUAAGAUUGCAAGUUUUUGCCCAAAUAAGGACAUGACUGACGUGACUCCCGGUUGGGAACACAUAGCUGUUGGCUAUGUCCAAUAUGGCUGCCUCCAUCGAUUGGCUUCUAAACAGCAUUCAGAAACAGAUGGGUGACAUCACGGAUACUACGUCCAUUAUUUAUACAGUCUAUGGUUCAGACUGACCUGCUGUAGCUGCCUGUUUAUGCUUUUUUGUUUUUGCGUGGAUUUCCAAAGCCCUUCAUAUUUUACAGAGAUUUUCGCCAGACACAAAAACGCAUGUGGUGGAAAAAUUGCCCCCCUGGGUCGGCCGUACCCAUUCAAACUCUGACAGUGUCGCCCAGUCAGGAUUGUAACUAGUGUUGUGUCUUAACAGCCCGUGAUGUGCAGAUGCAGAAUGAACUUCCUGACACUGGCUUGCUCAAAGUUCAGCAUCAGUAGCAAGCAUAGCGACUGCUUGGAGGGCAACUGGGCCAGAUGAAGUCGCCUUGUCCUCUGUCUCCAAAGGCCGUCUUAUAAAGGGUGUAGGUAUCGUCACAACACACACAUAUAUGGACUCUUCAAGCCAAGUUUAACGUUAGCUGCUAUUUGACUCCAACUCUGAAGACCUUAAAAUGACAACAGUCAGGUGACCAUUGGUCAAAGAUGCCAACUGUCACAGUCAAUCACAUUUAGGGUGAGAAAUUCCUGAAGCCUCCUGGAGCCAUUCUACAAAUUCUUGAAACCUCCUGAAGUCAUUUUAAACAACACAGACUAACAACAUAUACUUAAUCUUAUGUGUUUAAAUAUCAGAUACUUCACUAGUAUAUCGUUUUUUUCGUGCUGGUGGCUUGCAUGUAUUUGCUCCAUCUCCUUCCUCGUCAGUCGUCUCUCCUCACAUUUCAAACGGCGACGCCAAAAGUUGGUGAAAAGAAGACCUCAGCGCGGUGUACGUUGCAAGUUAGUUGUGUACAGAGUCAGAGAGCAAGAAUCCUCAAAGACAGGACAGUUAAAUAAGAAUGAAUGAUGGGUAAACCUUGUUGUUCUUUUUAAACUGAACCUAAAGAUCUAAUGGAUUAAGAGAUAAAAACAGCACCAUGUGUGUUUAAAAGGUCUGUCUACAUUGAUCUGCUACCUGUGAACACAACACACAUAAACCAGAGAAGGAGGCACUUAAUAAGGUGUUGAUGGUGAAAACGAGACUUUGGUUAAAACAUCUGAUAGAGGUCAAAAUGCUGGAUAUGAAAGAGGAAUUGUUGUUUUAAGAUGGUUAAUUCAAGCUUGUGCAUCAAUUACAGUCAAUUCAGCUUGCUGUCUCUCUUCAGUCAAGUUCCCCCUCCCUGCUUGAGCCGAUUUGAACGCUAGGGUGUGUGCGUUUGACAUAUGCAUAGACGGGAAGACACCAGAGACGAUUUUAAAUAGCCACAGAAGCACGGGGAUCUUUCUAGACUACAGAACGAAGGAAAUUAAAUGAGGGUUUUGCAUUGUCCCCCAAAAACGAGACAAAUUGUGUCCCGAGAGAUUUUUAUUAACAAUUCUGGGAAAAACGAAACAGGUGGCAACUCUACUAGCUCGGCUUACAUGCUGGAAAGAUGAGUAAACACUUACAGUUAGCCUGGAACUCACCAAAGUAAGAAACUACUGCCUAUCAUCUCCACAGACUUUAACCACGGGUGAACAGAAAAACCUUCAGAUUGGUUUAGCUCAGCGGUUAAAUCGCACACCUCAUGUCCUCCAAGCAGCAGCCUAGAUUCAAACCUGAUACAGCUAUUUGUGGCACGUCAUCCCUCACUCUUUCUCUCCAGUUUCCUCCUUUGUUCACUGUCCCAUUGUCUGAAAAAGGUGUUUAAAACCCCCCAAAAGUUAUCUGUAAAGGAAAAGAAACCCUCACAUUCUUUCUUCUGGAUUAUUUCUUGACCUGCUUCUAAGUGUCUACGCUUAAGCUAGGCUGCCUGGAUGUUAAUUUAUGGAAAGAUAUGACUUAGGGAUAAGUCUAACUGAAGGAAAGAAAGCUACACACCUUUCCCAAAAUGGCAGCUAUUAUCUAAAAGAGAUAACUCAAAAUCACUGUUAUAAACACACUCUGUUAGCUACUUUUUAGCAGCUAAUGUUUGAUUGUGACGCUGCAAUUUUCUGAGUUUUCACCAAAAAUGAAAUUACAAUUCUCUGGAGAAGUGUCCCCAAUUAUUACACCUUGCUAAGAUGUACAGAAUUUGCAUGUGUCAUAGCUUAUACAAUGUUUAAGGAAGGUAAGUGAAGAAAACUGAAAGACCUAGCUUUUAUGAAUGAAUACGAUGCUUAAGGUUGAAAACAAAGCCUCUCUAGGACGGGUGUUGUACUUUCAGAAAUGAUAGAUAUAUAGAAACAUGUGUAGAGUUCAAUGAAGACAUUCAAACAAGAAAGACAAACUGUUUCAUUAUUGAGGCACACGUUUUAAUUUUCCAUUCUUUUCCUUUCUUAUCAAGAUGCCAUUUGUGUUGCAUUCCAGUGCAUGUUACGAGGUUAUUUGCAGCGCUCCCCUGAUAGCUCAGUUCCACUUGGUAAUUUUGACAUCUUGAAUGUUUCUUACUGGAUUGCAUAAAUUACAUUUCCAGUAGUAUUGUGAUUGAGAUCCCAGUCUCGUCAGCUUGAUGUGUAAAUGUUAAUCAAAUAUCAUUUUAUUCUACAAAAAAAAAAAAAAAAAAAGGAAAAAGAGAAAGAAA